ACAGCUGCACGGAGCCGGCCGCCAGCGCCACCACCCACUGGCCACAGCCCACCUGCCACCCCGCAGCCCUCCUGCCCUUGUGCCCGGACCCGGCUGUGAGAGGCUUGUCCCCCAGCUCUGCUUCCGGCUGCAGCAUGAAUGGCCUGGAGGUGGCUUCCCCAAGUCUGACCACCAACUCCUCCCUGGCCACCGCAGAGCAAUGUGGCCGGGAGACGCCACUGGAGAACGUCCUCUUCGCCUCCUUCUACCUCCUGGAUUUCAUCCUGGCUUUUGUUGGCAAUGCCCUGGCCCUGUGGCUUUUCAUCCGGGACCACAAGUCGGGCACGCCCGCCAACGUAUUCUUGAUGCACCUGGCUGUGGCCGACUUGUCCUGCGUGCUGGUCCUGCCCACGCGCCUCGUCUACCACUUCUCUGGGAACCACUGGCCAUUUGGGGAAAUCCCGUGCCGACUCACCGGCUUCCUCUUUUACCUCAACAUGUAUGCCAGCAUCUACUUCCUCACGUGCAUCAGCGCUGACCGCUUCCUGGCCAUUGUGCACCCCGUCAAGUCCCUCAAGCUCCGCAGGCCCCUCUACGCACACCUGGCCUGUGCCUUCCUCUGGGUGGUGGUGGCCAUGGCCAUGGCCCCGCUACUGGUGAGCCCACAGACCGUGCAGACCAACCACACGGUCGUCUGCCUGCAGCUGUACCGGGAGAAGGCCUCCCAGCACGCCCUCGCGUCCCUGGCCGUGGCCUUCACCUUCCCGUUCGUCACCACUGUCACCUGCUACCUUCUGAUCAUACGCAGCCUGCGGCAGGGCCCCCGCGUGGAGAAGCGCCUCAAGAACAAGGCGGUCCGCAUGAUUGCCAUGGUGCUCACCAUCUUCCUGGUCUGCUUCGUGCCCUACCACGUCCACCGCUCCAUCUACGUGCUGCACUACCACGGCAGCAGCACCUCGUGCGCCGCCCAGCGCGUCCUGGCCCUGGGAAACCGGGUCACCUCCUGCCUCACCAGCCUCAACGGGGCGCUGGACCCAGUCAUGUAUUUCUUUGUGGCCGAGAAGUUCCGCGAUGCCCUGUGCAACCUGAUCUGUGGCAAAAGGCUUUCAGGCCCACCCCCCAGCUUUGAAGGGAAAACCAAUGAGAGCUCACUGAGUGCCAGGUCAGAGCUGUGA
Molecule: messenger RNA, 1154 nt
Organism: Ailuropoda melanoleuca (giant panda)
Lineage: Eukaryota; Metazoa; Chordata; Mammalia; Carnivora; Ursidae
Gene: GPR17
Product: G protein-coupled receptor 17
Exons: 2
Coding region: 135-1154 (339 amino acids)
Biological process (GO): positive regulation of Rho protein signal transduction; phospholipase C-activating G protein-coupled receptor signaling pathway
Cellular component (GO): plasma membrane
Molecular function (GO): G protein-coupled receptor activity
Source: RefSeq, a predicted model, not a curated record